AUGCUCCUAAGUGUUAUUAAACAGAUCAAAUAUGAAAAUGCAUCUGAAGAAAGUAAAGAAAAUGAACCAGUAAAAAAGAUAGUGUAUAAGAAAAAAGAGAAGAGAAAAAUCAAAGGGAGUAGUAAGCAGGGUCAAAUUUGCGAUGAGUGUGGAAAGACUGUUAGAAAUCUAAAGGAACACAUAACCAGACAUCAGCCUAUCAAUGACAAAAAGUGCAUUAAGUGUAAGAUGUGUGACAAAUUAUUCUCCAGCUACAGUGCACGAUACAGACAUCAUAAAGUGAAACAUUUAGGAAUUAAACAACAUUGUGAUAUAUGUAACAAAGAUGUGUCAAGCUUAAGAGUGCACCAACUUGUUGUCCACAAAACCGAGGAGUUGCCAUAUGAGUGCGUGCCCUGUGGCAGGCGAUUCAUUUCGCAGUCCACCCUCGACAUGCACACAACCGUGCACACCAAGAACCGGCCUUACGAGUGCGACCAGUGUGAAAAGAAGUUCCGCAACAAGAUCACCAUGAUUCAACACAUACGGCAGGUCCAUGACAAGGAGAGGUCACAUCUAUGUCAGUUUUGUUCAAAGAGUUUCUUUAAAAAGUAUCAUUUGCAGAUCCAUUUAAGAAGUCACACUAAGGAGAAGCCGUACGAAUGCGUCGAAUGCAAGAAGAGGUUCGCAUCGCGCUCCUCGCUGAAGAACCACCAGCUCAUCCACAGUGAUGUCAAGAUGUUCGGCUGCACGCUCUGCGAUAUGACCUUCUCCAAACCCGGGUACCUGCGCAACCACAUGGUGAGCCACACGAAGGAGAAGCGCUACUCGUGCAAGUACUGCGGCGUGCGGUUCGGCCGCUCGGACCACCGCAAGCGGCACGAGUUCACCGCGCACGAGCGGAACCACGGCCUUGGGCGCACGCAA
Molecule: messenger RNA, 906 nt
Organism: Iphiclides podalirius (scarce swallowtail)
Lineage: Eukaryota; Metazoa; Arthropoda; Insecta; Lepidoptera; Papilionidae
Source: the annotation of a GenBank genome assembly